Molecule: messenger RNA, 540 nt
Organism: Ailuropoda melanoleuca (giant panda)
Lineage: Eukaryota; Metazoa; Chordata; Mammalia; Carnivora; Ursidae
Product: eukaryotic initiation factor 4A-I-like
Exons: 1
Coding region: 1-540 (179 amino acids)
Source: RefSeq, a predicted model, not a curated record
AUGCGAGAACCCAUCCGUAUCUUGGUUAAAAAGGAAGAACUGACCUUGGAGGGUAUCCGGCAAUUUUAUGUGAAUGUUGAACGCGAGGAGUGGAAGCUUGAUACCUUGUGUGAUCUGUACGAAACUCUGACCAUCACGCAAGCUGUGAUAUUCAUCAACACAAGGAGGAAGGUCGACUGGCUCACAGAGAAGAUGCAUGCUCGUGACUUUACAGUCUCGGCCCUGCACGGAGAUAUGGACCAAAAAGAGCGAGAUGUGAUCAUGCGGGAGUUUCGGUCUGGUUCCAGCCGUGUCCUUAUAACCACAGAUUUACUGGCCAGAGGCAUUGACGUCCAGCAAGUCUCCUUGGUCAUAAACUAUGAUCUACCGACCAACCGUGAAAAUUAUAUCCACAGAAUUGGCCGAGGAGGGCGAUUCGGUAGGAAAGGUGUGGCCAUUAACAUGGUGACUGAGGAGGACAAGCGAACCCUGAAAGACAUUGAGACAUUUUACAACACCACCAUUGAGGAAAUGCCUAUGAAUGUGGCAGACCUGAUCUAA